AGUUUAGUCUUUGAAUCCCAGGCUUUUUGGUGCCCAUAAAUUGGAGUUGGCUGCUUCUCUUCUCCAUCACUUUUUGGCCUAUGAGGCAAAGCUAGUUUAUCACCAAUACACCCUUUUCGUUCUUUCUCUUAGCUUUAUCCAAAGACCAUGUCGGUGGUGGCUGAUAAUUCCGCAAACGGUGGAAACCACCAGGUUGUUUUAAAUGUGAACGGCGAAACCCCCAAAAAGUGUGAUCCCUCGACCAACCAAGACUGUGUUCCCCUCUUGCAGAAGUUGGUGGCAGAGGUGGUGGGAACGUACUUUUUGAUAUUUGCAGGGUGUGCUUCGGUGGUGGUGAACCUUGACAAGGACAGAGUGAUAACACAACCAGGGAUUUCAAUUGUUUGGGGACUCACUGUUAUGGUUUUGGUUUACUCUGUUGGUCAUAUAUCUGGUGCUCAUUUCAACCCUGCUGUAACCAUUGCUCAUGCUUCCACCAGAAGGUUCCCACUGAAGCAGGUACCGGCUUAUGUGAUAGCUCAGGUGGUUGGAUCCACACUUGCCAGCGGAACUCUGAGACUUCUAUUCAAUGGCAAGAAUGACCAUUUCACAGGAACACUCCCCGCUGGUUCUGACUUACAAUCUUUUGUGAUCGAAUUCAUAAUCACUUUUUAUCUCAUGUUUGUCAUUUCUGGAGUUGCCACCGAUAACAGAGCGAUUGGUGAGUUGGCAGGGCUUGCAGUUGGAUCGACGGUACUGCUAAAUGUGAUGUUUGCCGGGCCAAUCACAGGGGCAUCGAUGAAUCCAGCAAGAAGCUUAGGGCCAGCAAUUGUGCACAAUGAGUACAGAGGAAUAUGGAUAUAUCUGGUGUCAACAACUCUUGGAGCUGUGGCGGGUGCAUGGGCCUACAAUUUCAUCAGAUACACUAACAAGCCAGUGCGUGAAAUCACCCAGAGUGCCUCUUUCCUCAAAGGUGAUCAAGCCGACUGAUUCAACACCAAAUGCAAGCAUUUUCCCCGGGAUUAGGGUUAAAAUGCGAGGAAGAAUCACUGAUUUAGUGCCAAAUAAUUCUGUAAUAUACCUAGAGGAUAUCAAAAGAUUCUGCUUGUCUACGCAUCCACCAAUAGUCAUAUUUUUGGAUAAAUCUUGCAA
This is a messenger RNA of Vigna angularis (adzuki bean), 1131 nucleotides long. RefSeq names its product nodulin-26. The record is from RefSeq and is a predicted model, not a curated record. Gene Ontology annotation, biological process: transmembrane transport. Lineage: Eukaryota; Viridiplantae; Streptophyta; Magnoliopsida; Fabales; Fabaceae. Bases 148 to 969 code for a protein of 273 amino acids. Gene Ontology annotation, molecular function: channel activity. The transcript is spliced from 5 exons. Gene Ontology annotation, cellular component: membrane.